This is a messenger RNA of Staurois parvus, 250 nucleotides long. NCBI's taxonomy places the organism in Eukaryota, Metazoa, Chordata, Amphibia, Anura, Ranidae. The record is from the annotation of a GenBank genome assembly.
CUACAGGAGAUGACCAGAGACUACGGACACAGUACACAGAGAUGACCCAGAGACUGCAGGACAGUACAGGGAUGACCAGAGACUGCAGACAGUACAGGGGAUGACCCAGAGACUGCAGACAGUACAGGGGAUGACCAAGAGACUGCAGACAGUACAGGGGAUGACCAAGAGACUGCGGACCUCUGGGGAGGGAGGGGGAGCGGUGUGGGCAGCCGGGUGCCCACUGCGCAUGCGCGAGAAGCACUGAGCU